Messenger RNA from Centruroides sculpturatus (bark scorpion), 1187 nucleotides. Its product is annotated as store-operated calcium entry-associated regulatory factor-like. NCBI's taxonomy places the organism in Eukaryota, Metazoa, Arthropoda, Arachnida, Scorpiones, Buthidae. Gene Ontology annotation, biological process: regulation of store-operated calcium entry. The transcript has 8 exons. The coding region runs from base 124 to 1053 and encodes 309 amino acids. Gene Ontology annotation, cellular component: endoplasmic reticulum membrane. The record is from RefSeq and is a predicted model, not a curated record.
GAAGAGGAAAUGCGUCAUCGAACGUCACCGGAAAUUGUAUUACGUUUGUAGGAUGAUGUGUAUUAGGUUAUGAUGUGAUGCAAUUCGAAUUUCGAUCAUUGUAACUUUUCUAUUUUUAAUGAAAUGUUCUCGAAGACGACGAAUAUGGAACGAAUUUCAGUGUGUGUUUUAGCUUUUCUCAUUCACUUAUCAUUUGCUGUUGCGGGAUCAGACAGAGUUAAGUUAACAGAAUUAAAAACCAUUACCUUAUAUUCUGGAAGAUUAACAAAUGGUAGAAGAAGUGCUCCGAUUCCUCAGUUAAAAUGUGUCGGCGGCAGUGCUGGUUGUUCAGUUUUCGUUCCUAAAGUUGUACAGUGUUACAAUAGAGGAUCCGAUGGAUAUGAUGUUCAGUGGGAAUGCAAGACAGAUAUGGAUAAUGACUACAGAUUUGGAAGUGUAGAAGUUCUUUGUGAAGGAUAUGAUUAUCCCAAUGAUCCAUAUAUAUUAAGAGGAUCGUGUGGAUUGGAAUAUACAAUAGAUUUUACAAAAGGAGGAUCUCAACAAAAGUAUAGUCACAAUUAUGGAUCUAACUAUUUCAGAUCUGGCAAAGGUACAACUUUGGGUGAUAUCAUCAUUUUAAUCGUCAUAUUUAUUAUUAUAUAUGCGAUUAUCAAAACAUGUCUGUAUAGAAACCAACACACUACUACAUCCGAUGAUUAUCCAUCUCCUCCAAAUGAUGGCUAUUUCAGUGGUGGCUUUUUCUCUUCAAGAUCAUCUUACACGGGACAAUCGUCUCCUCCACCGCCUGGUUUUAGAACAGAUUAUGGUGGUGCAGAUUGUGGUACUUCGACCAGAUCACCAGGAUCUUCUAGUGGUGGUGGUGGUUUCUGGACAGGCGCAUUAACUGGUGGAUUAUUAGGUUAUAUGUUUGGAAAUAGAAACAAUGCUUACGGAGGAUCGUCUUAUCAAUAUCCAAGAUACUCGCGUUAUCAAGAGCCUACAAGCUUUUCGUCUGGCUUUUCAAGUUCGGAAACUCGAACGGCUUCUGGUUUUGGAGGAACAAGAAGAAGAUGAGUGCCUUUAUUUAGUGGGUAUUAAUGUCACAAGUAAUUGUAUAUAGCUAAGAUAAUGGACAAAUAAAGCUGUGAUAAUUUACUACUUUGACAAAAGCAAAGAUUUUAAGAUCAGACAUAUUUAUAAUAUUUUAA